UUAAGUUUUCUCUGGUGAUUCUUUAUUAUACUGAAGUUUAUAAAAAGGGUAAAAAAAUAAAAAUGGAAUCGUUUUAUAAUAAUCCGAUUAGACAGAAAAUAAAUAAAAUAUUCGAUACUCACCUAAUAACAGAUGAUAGUGAAGCUUUAUACACGGUGUCGGGUUUGUGCUCAGCUAACUCAGCGUACACAAGAAGAAUUCUGGUAAAUGAAAUAGAAAAAAGAGAUUUAUUGGUUAACAAAGCAGUCCUUGUUGAAUAUAACAAAGUUAGAGAUAAGCUACAAAGCUUGUUAAAUUCUAUUUCUUCUUUGGAUGUUGCUGUGUCCGACAUGUCUAAUAGACUUCAAGAGUCUAAAACAAAAACUCACCAUAUAAUUACACAAACUACUAAAUUAAAAGAAGAAAGAAAGAAAACCAAGAAGAAGCUCUUAUGGGUGGACGCAUUUGUCAAGGAAUUUCAAAUAGCACCAGAACAAAUAAAAAUUCUAUAUAAUGUUACACCUCUUACACUUGAUUUCUUUAAUACCUUGUCACAGAUAGAAAAGCUAUAUGAAAAUUGCAAAGUACUUGUGAAAUAUUGGUAUCAAACACCUGCUUUUGAAAUAAUGGAGAUGAUUGGGCUUCAACAAGAAGUAGCAAUAGAAAAAUUAUAUCACUGGACUAUAGGAGCAUGUCUUCUUGUUGAUUCACCAAAUAAUGCUUUAGUACCUAAAGCAUUGGGUAAGUUUGAAAACAGACAGGUUCUAUUUUCUAACAUAAUUGAUGAAUAUUGUAAUGCUAGAAAGGCAACUGUUGUCCAAUUAUUUAUUGAUGUCCUUACUAAAGGCAAUAGUGGUUCAAAGCCAAUAGAGUUCUAUGCAAAUGAAACAACAAGGUAUAUUGGAGAUAUAUUAGCAUGGGUUUAUCAGAUAAUACCUGUUGAAAAAGAUAAUCUUUGCACAUUAUUUAAAUAUUGUACUAUGCCCGAUAAAGAUGAGAAAAUUACAACUGCAUUAACUAACAUCAUGGAAGCUUUAUGCCCGUUGCUCAAAGUUAGAGCUGAGCUCAUAUUAACACCAGAUAAGGAUGCUUUGGUUUUAUGGUCAAUUACUAAUUUAAUGUUAUAUUAUAAGAAUAUUAUACAGUCUAUAAUAACUAGGGGUCACUUGAUAGACACUUUUGAUGAAUUGAUAAAAAAAAGCCAAGACAUAUUUCUGGUAACUCUAGAUAGCAGAGUACAAAAAGAAUUGAGUCAUGGUGUGAAAGCACCUCCUCUAGAUUUGAAUCCAUCUGUUGUUGUGACUGAUUUGAUUAGUUUUCUUAGAGAUUUAAUGAAUUUAUCAAACAAUGUUAUAACUACUGACAAAAGAAUAAUAAUAACACAUAUAUUAGAUCCACUUUUGCAUGCAAUCAAUGAAACAGCUUGCCAUUUAAGUUCAACCGAUAUGUCAGUUUAUAUGUUGAACUGUAUUUAUCAUAUACAGUGUACAUUAUCAUUGUAUACUAUUCUGGAUGAAUAUAAUGAAAGACUGCAGGCACAAUCUGAGGCGCAAAUAGACACACUAACAUCAGAACAGGCUAGCUUCCUUGUUGCCAAUUUGAACAUGGGACCAAUGUACACAAUUUUACAAGAAAAGAUCAGCGGUCCCCUUUCUGCCAUACCUGGCAUGGACACAUCCACACUUAAAACAUUCUUAAAUAAAUUUGAUAUGUUCUUAGUAACACCUGAUGUGUACAUUUUACCACAACUUAAUUUGCUCAUAAGUCACAAUCACAAAUCUGUUAUUAAGAAAAGAGCUUUUGAAGUGAUUUUUGCAAUUUAUGAACAAUUAUACAAAGCCAUACAUGACCCUGUUAACAGUUAUGUGGAUCCACAAGGAAUAGUUCGCAGAACUCCAGAGGAGGUUAAGAAGUUUCUUGUAAAUUAAUGUUGAAUAAGAAAACUAUUUUUAAGUUAUAU
Molecule: messenger RNA, 1939 nt
Organism: Papilio machaon (common yellow swallowtail)
Lineage: Eukaryota; Metazoa; Arthropoda; Insecta; Lepidoptera; Papilionidae
Gene: Cog6
Product: conserved oligomeric Golgi complex subunit 6
Exons: 1
Coding region: 63-1907 (614 amino acids)
Biological process (GO): intra-Golgi vesicle-mediated transport
Cellular component (GO): COG complex
Source: RefSeq, a predicted model, not a curated record